This is a messenger RNA of Ilex paraguariensis (yerba mate), 3067 nucleotides long. The record is from the annotation of a GenBank genome assembly. NCBI's taxonomy places the organism in Eukaryota, Viridiplantae, Streptophyta, Magnoliopsida, Aquifoliales, Aquifoliaceae.
GUUCAUGCAAACUCAAAGCCGAGGGUCAUCCAAUCCAAGCCUGGAAAUCCCUCGUAAAAUUUUUCAUAAUUUAAUUGAAUUGUUAAAAUUUAAACUCGCCCUAAGUAGAAAUAUUUAUUCGUAAAUUAAAAUUUUCACUUUGAAGUGAACCCAAUUUCAGAGAGAGUUUCGUUACAUAUGAAAAACUGUGGUCAAUUAAGGAGGGAGAUCCUUCAUGAUAGCGGAAAACCUUGGCUUACUGUUGCACCAGUGCUCCAAAUCCAAGGCUUUUCGGUUUGGACUUUCUCUUCACGCCGCUGUUGUCAAAACAGGCAUGAUUUCCGAUGUUCUUGUCUCCAAUCAUACCUUGAAUAUGUAUGCCAAGUGUGGUAACAUCAAUUGUGCCCGCCAGUUGUUCGACGAAAUGUCUGACAGAAAUCUUGUUUCCUGGUCAGCUAUGAUCUCUGGUUUUAACCAGGCUGGGAAGCCUCUAAUGGCACUUUACUUUUUUUCUCAAAUGAGACUCCAACCCAACGAGUUCAUCUUUGCUAGUUCUAUCAGUGCCUGUGCCAGUUUGUUGGCCCUUAGACUGGGCCAACAAAUUCACUCCCAGUCACUGAAAUUAGGUUAUUCGUUCAUUUCUUUCGUUGCGAAUUCGCUUAUCUCAAUGUACAUGAGAUGUGGUCUAUGUAAUGAUGCGUUAUCAGUUUUUGAUACCACAUCUGCACCGGAUUCUGUAUCUUAUAAUGCAUUGAUAACUGGGCUGGUAGAAAAUAAGCAGCCAGAAAGAGGGUUUCAAGUGUUCAUGCUUAUGUGCCAACGAGGACUAAUUCCAGACCGUUUCACCUUUGCGGGUGUGUUGGGAAUGUGCAGCACAGCUGAGGAUUCACAAAGGGGAAUGGAACUGCAUUGCCAGACAAUCAAGCACAAACUUGAUUCCUCCCCGUUUGUUGGCAAUGUGAUAAUGACAAUGUAUUCAAAGUUCAAUGUGAUAGUAGAUAUAGAGAAGGCCUUCAGAUUGAUUGCAGACAAGGAUGUCAUUUCAUGGAACACCUUCAUUGCUGCUUGUUCUCAAUGUGAUGAUCAUGCAAAGGGUUUGACUGCUUUCAGAGAGAUGGUAACUGAAAAUAGAGUAAGGCCUGAUGAUUUCACAUAUGCAAGUGCGCUUGCUGCAUGUGCUGGCCUUGCUUCCAUACACCAUGGCAGGCAGGUUCAUGCUCUUCUUAUCCGAACAAAGUUGGCUGAGGAUGUGAUUGUUGAGAAUGCACUUGUAAACAUGUAUGCUAAAUGUGGGUGUAUUGGAUAUGGAUACACUAUUUUCAACCUAAUGGGAUGUCGUAAUCUCGUUUCAUGGAACAGCAUCAUAGCUGGAUUUGCAAAUCAUGGGCUUGGGAAAAAAGUGAUUGAAUUAUUUGAGGAGAUGAAGGAAAUGGGAGUGAAGCCAGAUUCUGUUACUUUUAUUGGACUUCUAACAGCUUGCAACCAUGCAGGGCUUGUGGAUUUGGGCCAAGCCUACUUCAAAUCCAUGGAUAGUAUCUACGGGAUUGCCCCUGAUAUUGAGCAUUUGUCUUGCCUUGUUGAUCUUCUAGGACGAGCAGGGAGACUAGAUGAGGCUGAAGGGUACAUGGAGAGAUUUCCUUUUGGGCAUGAUCCAGUGGUUUUAGGUUGCUUGCUUUCUGCAUGUCGACUGCAUGGAGAUGUUGUAAUUGGUGAACGUUUGGCUAGGCGGCUCCUACAACUUCAACCAGUUACAACUUCGCCUUUUGUGUUAUUGUCGAACUUAUAUGCUUCAGAUGGGAUAUGGUAUGGUGUUGCAGAGGCAAGGAAGAUGUUGAAGGGAAGUGGAUUGAAGAAGGAGCCUGGCCAUAGUCUGAUUGAAGUGAAGGGAAUUUUUGAAAAGUUUACGAUAGGUGAUUUUUCUCAUCCAAAGAUUGAAGAGAUAGUGGACACACUCAAAACGUUUAGUUGGGCAGGGGAUGAAGUAUUAUUGACUUAGUCUUUUGCGGUAAAUGUGUUAUGUAGUUACCAUAAAGAGUUUAAUAUGUGGAUGGUUAUAUUUUCCAGUACAUAGCAGAGCUUUCAUAGCCUGAUUUCCUAGCUUCUGCUGAAAUUCCUUGCUCAUCAACUUGUUCUAUGACAUGUGGACAUGGACAGAGUCGGCGCACUCUGACGUGGACGAGGGAUUUUAAACUCGAAAAAUUCCAAGGAUGCAGAUCCGAAGAUGUGAUUCUGUUCACUCUGCUGUCCUUUGGAUGUUGUGUACAGAAAGUUGAAACUACUGGCUGAAUGUUUAGACCUCAACAUCACUCAGGUUAGGUUAUUGAAUUGCUGAUUGGGUGUAAUUGAUGGUCGGUUUUCUGAGGUAGCAUGCUGUUGAUUAUAUGCGCAUUUAUAGAGACUUCAACCAUUAUUCCAUGAUCCAUCCAUCGUCGAGAACACCUUCUGAAAGAGUACAUUAAGUUAAUAAAACUGGAGGUCAGAUUCAAGCUGCUUGAAGGUUUAGUUAGAAAUUUUGUUCUCAUCCUAAAGACAUCACAAAAAUCAAAUACAGCAACAGGAUGCUAAGAAGGGAUUGAUAGAUACGUAAUGCCCUUAUCCGAAAGAUUACAAAUGCAUUGGCAGAUGUUUAUUUUGCGAAUGGUUAUUGGUCAGACCAGCAACAUUUUCAGGCAUACAAAGUGUAUCUUUCAGUUUCCUAUAUCAGGUAAGGAGGCCAGAUGGACCAGUUCAGUAUGCUUAUGGGAAUUCACUUUGACUGAUCGACCCAUUCAAGAGUGUCUUUGAAGGCUAUGGCUGUCUGUGGAAUGGCAUUCAACUUCCACAGCUGGAUUAUCCCAUGACAAAAGGCAGGACUUUGAUCAAUUCAAGUGGAUGUAAGCAAAGGGGAAAAAAAUUUACUGAAGUGGUAGCCUGAAACUAUUUGUAUUAAGCUAAAUGUGGACUAUCUUGAUCCAUAUACAUACUCAUGAACGAUUUGGAUCGGAACUGGGCUGUUCACAAUUUUGGUUGAUCUGUUUCUGUUGCUUUUAGCCCAGGUGUGGACUAGUCUCCUGGGCUAUCCUUUUCGCGCUUAGGCCUAUGCAUUGAG